This is a messenger RNA of Culex quinquefasciatus (southern house mosquito), 1777 nucleotides long. RefSeq lists its product as uncharacterized. Gene Ontology annotation, molecular function: DNA binding. NCBI's taxonomy places the organism in Eukaryota, Metazoa, Arthropoda, Insecta, Diptera, Culicidae. The record is from RefSeq and is a predicted model, not a curated record. Gene Ontology annotation, cellular component: nucleus. The transcript is spliced from 3 exons. The coding region runs from base 129 to 1685 and encodes 518 amino acids.
CUAAUGUGAAAUGUCAAACGCGCCGUAAACAUUAAAACUUAAUCCAGAAACGGGAAUUUCGUUGAACAACUUCGUUAUCAUUAAAAAAAUAUUUUUUCUAUGUGAAACACUCCUAACUUGCUUUAGAAAUGCUCGCGGAAAUCGAUUUAAAUAGCUCGGCCGACGAUGAUUCAAUGGAGAUCUCUGAAAUGGAAGAAAAUAUCGCAGAGGAAGAAACUGGCCAUGGUUCCAAGCAAAUUAAAACCCCAAAAUACACUCUGCAGGAUCUUCAAGCGGCCUGCGAAGCUGUUCAAAGUGGCAUGAGUAUUUCAGUAGCUUCCAAAAAGUUCGGAGUUCCCGGCUGCACGUUGGAACGCCGCGUGAGAACAAAGAAACAGCGCCCUCUGAAGGUCCAGAAGGCAAAAUAUGGUGGCAAAUAUCAAAACAGCAUGCACAAAGAGCUGCCCAUCGUCAAAUCCCUGCAAGGGCUUUCCGAUGCUGGAUUCGACUUGACAAACAGUUUGAUACGGAGCCACGCUACAGACUACAUCAAGGCGCACGCAAAACUGUUUCCGACAGAGAAAUCGCUGCCGUCGGGAAGUGCUUGGGUGGUCAUGUUUUUGAAACGCCACCCCAGGCUGUCGCAAUGCAUUUCGGAAAACAAGUCCCACUACGGUUCGGUCACGGAAGCGUCGGAGCGUGUGUCCGUAUGGUUUGGGUUCGUUUCGAGAUAUCUGGCAGGGUUGAGCUUGCAGGCAGUUCUUGAAUGCCGCCGGCAGGUGUUCACGAUGGACGAUAUGAUACUGAGGAAAAGUAGAAAGGAUGUCAUCUUCACGUGCCUCUUCGGGGCCAACGCCAACGGGAAUCUGCUUCCUCCUUUGGUUCUUUACCCUGAGUCAGUCAAGAUUCCGAUGCAGAAAAAACAAAUCGAGUUGAACUACGUCGUGGCAAACCCGAGCACCGCAACGAAAGCGGCAGAUAUCUUUCACCAGUGGCUUUCGAGGGUGUUCCAACCGUGGCUGAUCGAAGAAAACAUUCCUCGGCCAGUGAUUCUCUUCGUUGACGGCCAACGCCACCAAAUUACCUAUGCGAGCAAUCGAUUCUGCCAGCUGCACCAGAUUGUCCUCGUGUCACUUCUUCCGCGUACCGUACACCAGCUGCGUCCCCUCAACGCCAAACUGUUUGAAUAUAUAAGCAAACUUUAUCGUGAGGAGAUGCAAAGCUUCGGCAAUGGAAAAUCCGGGGAACAUCUAGUGCUGAAGCCGACUCUGGAGCAGAUCGCCGACACCGCCGAAAGCAUCAUUCGUGAUGGCUUCCUUCGAAGUAAAAUCUAUCCGUGGAAUCCGGAUGACUCUCAACCGCCACCGAUCGUCGCCUACCGGGUCCGGAAGAACGCAAAAACACAACCCCCGCGACGAGUCCUCUAUCCUGGUUCGCCUCUGUUCCGAAGCAUGCUCGAGGCACGGAUGUCCAAGGAACUGCUGGUCGAGUUUCAAGCCCAGCUUGCUGGCGGUGCUUGGCAGGGACCGGCCGAACACACCAGUUUGUUCCGGAUUUGGCGCGGUGCUGGCCAAGUGGAAUCGAAGGAGGCUAGCGGAGAGGUUGGCGUUAGCUUGGCAGACUCGGAGGUGGCGCAGGAAGAGUCUGGUGAAUGUUCGUUGGACAUUGUGAAGGAAGAACCGAAGGUCAACUUCGAGGACCUAUGAACUGAGGGGUUGGAACUUGAGGAUUAUCGGAUCAUCUUAUUUAUACGCUUACAUUGAUAUUCAGUAUAUCUGGUUUUAAAACAUAAAAAAAU